AUGAAUGCGUAUGAGAAACUCGAGUGUAUUGGUGCUGGAACCUAUGGCCAAGUAUACAUGGCAAAAGAUAAAGAAACAGGAGAAGUGGUUGCUAUUAAGAAGAUUCGAAGCUUGAAUGAAGUGCAGGGCCUACCGGUAACUACAAUUCGUGAGAUUAAAGUGCUCAAGUGUUUAAAUCAUCCAAACUUGGUUGAGCUCAAAGAAGUCGUAGUCUCGUCAGAGAAUGAUGAUGAUGACGCUGAGUUCACGGACAUGGAGGAGCCUCUAGACUACUGCCACGGAUCGAUCUACUUGGUGCUGGAGUAUAUUGAACAUGACUUGACAGGUCUUAUAGACCGACAGCAUCAGUUUAACGAUACGGAAAUCAAGUGCUUAAUGAAGCAGUUGCUGGACGUCAUGGAGUAUAUGCACUCUAUUGACAUCAUUCAUCGAGACAUCAAGUGCUCAAACCUUUUGAUGACACGAGAUCAUUUGCUUAAGGUAGCAGAUUUUGGUCUAGCUCGUUCCUUGCGCGGAGAUCAGUUUUUUACAAACAAAGUUGUCACGCUAUGGUAUCGGCCCCCAGAGUUGCUACUUGGUGCCACAAGCUACGAUGCUAGCAUUGAUAUGUGGAGUGUGGGGUGCGUAUUUGCCGAGCUGUACAUAGGACAUCCUAUCUUCCAAGGCAAGACGGAGCUCGAGCAAAUUACUAAGAUUUUCGACAUCUGUGGAACCCCAACAACCGAGUCGUGGCCCGACUACAAGUUUUUGGCGCACAGUAGCACAUUUGUCCCAGAGAAAGCCAAGCCGAAACGGUUGCGCGAGUACUUAAUACGCGAGGCUACCGCGCGAAAAAGGAUUUUGCCGAAAGGUGCUCUUGAGUUGAUUGAGGCUCUCCUUGUGCUAGAUCCGGAGCAGCGAUUGAGAGCCUCAGACUGUCUUAGCGCGCAAUAUUUUAACGUACGCCCAUACCCUCCUGACGACCCAAAGAAGCUGUCUCCUAUUACAAACCUUCCACCGUCACACGAGUACCAGACAAAGAAGAUCCGCCGUGAACAGGCAAAGCAGAUGAACGGUGGAGGUGCAAACAAUCACAGUAACAGCAAUGCCGGAACUGGAGGCGGGCGUGGAUCACGCCCGAUCAGUCCACCCGGGGCUAGUAGUGGAGGUCGAUCAAGACAGAGCGCCUCGAAAGAUGUCGUUGACGUGUGUGUGAAAACAGAGGUUAAGAAGGAAGACUCGUCGUCUGCAGCCAAAAAAGAGGCGACGUGUGGCUUGAGUCGGUUGUGGAAAGUGCAGCACAUUAGUGAACAGGAUGGGCAAACGAUUGUCAAUUUGUAUCAGGGUUACCAGGUCACGGUCAAAGGUAAUGGCUUGUCAAUUCGUAGUGCAUUGAAUAUACGCGAAAAGGCGCAGGGCUCAUUGCGCCGGAAGGGAAAGGAAUGUGCAACUAUCAUCAAUGUGUGA
Molecule: messenger RNA, 1446 nt
Organism: Peronospora belbahrii
Lineage: Eukaryota; Oomycota; Peronosporomycetes; Peronosporales; Peronosporaceae
Source: the annotation of a GenBank genome assembly